AUGAAUAUUACUGCGCAUAUAGAUUCAUAGGUGGCAGUUCAAUUAAAACUAUACAUAUGAUGAAGGUGAAAAUACGAGUAAAUCAUUUUGUGUGGCUUCUAUGGAUUAUCUUGGCAUACAAAUCUGCCGUUAAAGGGGAGGUAACAAUCCUUGUGAACGGGAAUGAUGUGUCUGCAGUCCUUCCCUACGAGGUGCGGUUGCUGGAAGGCAGCCCCCUGGAAGUGGAUUGUACCUCGAGUGCGGCCACGAGCGACAUCACCUGGGAGAUCAGGCCGGGUGCUGCAGACGCACAGACCGUCCACAACCGUUCCCUGGGAAUACCGGAAGUGCGUCUGCACGACGCCGGCACGUAUACGUGCCAUGUUACCGCCUACAUGAACUCGACCAGUGUAGAAAGCCUGGGGUUCACAAUGGAGGUAUUGUAUCUACACAGGCCCGUCAUUUCCGGUAUGACGGCUGUGUUCGAGGAGGAAGCGGUCCGCCUCGAAUGCCAAGUGGACGCCUCCCCCCAACCCGCAUACCAGUGGAGGAGUGAAAAUGGCAUUCUACUCCAAACUAGACAAAGCCUGCAGGCGGUUCCGGUCGCCAGCGACAUCUACCCUGUAUCCGGCGGGUUCGCCAUUGACUACAAGUGUGUAGUGUCCGCCACACUGGUGCCCAGUUUUGGCCAGGCGCAGGGGGUCGAGCAGGUCGCGAUGUGGACAAUGACUGUUUACAAACGUGUACGUACAAAAGGAUUUAGCAACACCGGUCGCUUCUACUCCGUUGAAGAUGGCAGAAACGUGAACAUAACGUGCCUUGCAACCGGAAGUCCACCUCCUUACUUCCGAUGGGAGCUGGGGACUACGGGCGAGUCGGUUGCACAGGGGCAGAGCCUCGUCAUCGAGCACAUCACAAAGGAGAUGCAGGGACAAUACAGGUGCCGCGCGUUCAACUCUAUCCCGUUAAACAACGGAAGUAUUCUUGGAACAAACGCGUAUGCCGUUGUGGAUAUUGAUGUUUAUACGCCACUGAAUGGCGACACGGCCGGUACGGCAUGUAAUGAAUCAACUAAGGGACCUGUAACUGCUACCCCAAGCAACCCCUCUCAAACAGACGCACACUGUGAUUGCAAUGAUUACGACCCAGUACCGGUCAUUAUCCUAGCCUCAAUCGGAUGGGUGUUGUUUGUGGCUGCCAUCAUAACACUUAUUGCAUGCUUACUGCUGUUGGUUAGAAGUAGGAAUAUGUCUGCCAAACAAGUUUUCGAACAGACGCCUGGUGUCCCUAACGGCAGCAAAUUUCCAUGACCAAUGCACAUUUCUAUGAAAAUUCUUCCAUAACCUUACGACCGCAAGAGGGCUGUCAGGGUCAGCAAGUUGUAAGCUUGAACCUGUCCACAACGGGGACUUAUAUGGAGCCCAUCGACGUAGAUUUGGGCUUAAAUUCAGAGUCAGACCUAUCCAAGAACCCACGCGAGUCGGAAGUCGGAUAUACAGGACUGACCUCGGGCGUUUCAUAACAAAAUUCAGUGGUGUGAAAUGUGCGGAUUUGUUCUACUGAACGCAUUGUUAGUACACACUGUUUAAUACGGAUGGGUGAAAUUCUAUUUGCUUUAUCAUAUUCUCAAUCUUUUUCAAACUAAGUUUCAAUCUCAGAUAUUCAGAUUAUUAGUAUUCUAACAACCUCAUAAAGAUUCUCAGCCCUUAUUUCAUAUCAGAUAAAAUUAAAUCAAAUAAAAAAAGUGACAAAAAAAAAGGAUAUUUAAAUUUUAGACAUUUGAUAAAAUAUGAAUAAAACGCAUUGCAAAUGUUGAAAUUAAUUUGCAAUGAUUUAAAUUGCAUGUACAAUUCUAUUCAUUAUCAUCGUCAUUAUUAUUCCAACUAUUAUUGUGUUUCCAUAGCAGAGAUGAAGGUACCUCAAAUUAAAUGGAACUAUUCAACCACUUGAAACACUGAAUGUAUAAAUUUAAAUAAAUAACUUGAUUAAUUCUAGAUAUGUGCUGAAUUUCCAACAUAAUAAAGUUAUGUUUUUGCUGGUAUUUUGUUCAGUUUGGGCUUCAAACAUCUACAACAGCCUGAACAGUCUUAGGGCGCUCUUAUUUCUAUAAUUAUUGCUAUCAACUUUACAUUUUUAAUCAAACAAAUUCUAGUGUACAGGCAGCACUGUAUGGCUUAGAGACACGGGAAUAUUAACAGUUUAACACAGUUACCAAUGUUGAAGGCUCACCAUAAAGGUUGAUGCAUUUUUUUAAAUUGAAAUGCACUUAUAUGUUAAACAUAUUUGUCUUGAGUGAUAAAAAACAGACAAAAAACAUACUAUUUAGGAACAGAUGAAAACUAUUUACCUUUAUAAAUGUGAUUUUGGGAAAUAAUAGCUACGUAGCCACAAACUCCCAAAUGAUAAAAACGCCAAUAUUUUGCUGUUUUUAUUUAUACCUAAGUCAUAUGCUUCUUUGUUUUAAUAUCAUUAAAGACAAAUGAGUUAAUCAAAAAAAAUGUAUUGAACUAGUAAAAAAAAGAAUUGGCUUCAACCUACAUUGUGCGCCUUUAAGUGUAUGGAAUAACCAUCAGCCGUGAACGUACUAUAUUAGAAAAUCUAUUAAAAGGAUGAAUUCAUCUAUACAUCUUAAAUACUUGAAGGUAUGGCAAUAGUUAUACAUCGUUAUUAAUAUCCCGAGUUGCAUGUAGUUUAUAUGCGUGCUUAACCAUGUUUGCCAUAUACAUUUUAUAUUGUAUUUCGAUCACAGAUCACAUUCACUUCUUGUUUUUUUAUAUAAUUGUUGAUCUGUUGCUGGAAAAGGAAUCAACAUCUAUUUUUCAAUAAAUCUUUUGACAUCAUA
This is a messenger RNA of Mya arenaria, 2821 nucleotides long. RefSeq names its product hemicentin-2-like. The transcript is spliced from 3 exons. Bases 57 to 1289 code for a protein of 410 amino acids. NCBI's taxonomy places the organism in Eukaryota, Metazoa, Mollusca, Bivalvia, Myida, Myidae. The record is from RefSeq and is a predicted model, not a curated record.